Molecule: messenger RNA, 3008 nt
Organism: Osmerus eperlanus (European smelt)
Lineage: Eukaryota; Metazoa; Chordata; Actinopteri; Osmeriformes; Osmeridae
Gene: flt3
Product: fms related receptor tyrosine kinase 3
Exons: 20
Coding region: 90-2567 (825 amino acids)
Biological process (GO): protein phosphorylation; multicellular organism development; positive regulation of kinase activity
Cellular component (GO): plasma membrane; signaling receptor complex
Molecular function (GO): ATP binding; growth factor binding; transmembrane receptor protein tyrosine kinase activity
Source: RefSeq, a predicted model, not a curated record
CCACAACACCACAAAUACAUUUGAAAUUGAGAACAAGAGGCUUCACACCUUUCUUCCAGUGUGUCUCAGAGGGCACUCCAGCACCGGACAUGUUAUGGUUCAACAGCCCUGCAGAGAAAGAUAAUGGAGAUGAAGGAGAAGGUCAAUCAAAGGACAAUGGCAAAACAGAAAGUACUGUAAAAAGUAGAAGAUAUCCUCAAACAGCGGUUAUCUGCUGCGCAAAAAACAACCAAGGAGAAAAAUGCUCCCAGCUAUUAGAUUAUGACAUGGACAAAAGCUCUAGUUUGGAUGAGGCUCUUGAGGUCACUGUGAGCCCUGGUCAAUCCCUGCUGCUUCGCUGUAGAGCAAAGAAAGUCGGGAGUCGGUGGCUGACAAGCGUGACUAGCUGUACUGGAAAAGAACAAGUUUGCAAAGGAGUCUAUCAAUAUUCUCUAACAUGGGCAAGUUUCCUGUACUUUAAAUCUAUCAAUGUGAACAACACUGGCAUCUACACCUGCAUGGCUGACAACAGUACAACCAAGUCUGUUCGUGUGCAAGUGUUCGAUGGGGAGUUCAUUCAUGUCCAGGCCAGGGAGAACAUCACCAUCACAGCUCAGCAGGAACCAAACUUCUGCCUGCAGGCCACUGUCUUGUCUGUCCCGACCCUCCACCACUGCUAUUGGCUGGGCCCAGACGGGAAGCAGACCUCAUGCCCAAAGCCCAGUAACCUGUGGAUGAACAGUACUCCAAAGCUGUGUGGUGUUAGUCCAGGGGUGUACCAUCUCCACCUAGAGGCAGGAGGACAGAAACAAACAAAGACCAUGUCACUGUGUGUGUCAGAUUCUCCAGUCAUCCACCUCAAUAAGGAUGGAGAGAACGUCACCUGUGAGACAAAUAUGGCCGUCCCUUUGACACUUGCGUGGAUGUCCUGCCCUCUGAGUGCUAACAGCUGUCGCUUCGAGUCAGAUUUUGCCCCCUGGAAGGAGAUCAGCGCCUCUUCUUUGCCUCAGUACUUUGACUCACACCAGUUCUGUCACAAGAGGGUCCUCAGCUCUCUGAAUUGGACCAGUGUGACAGGCUUCAUUGUCAAGUGCUGCAUCGCAAACUCUGUCCACUCUCAGUGUAGCAGCCAGCUUCUCCAUUUGAACCAGCCUUUGAUUCAACAUUCAACACAACAUAAAACAAUUCCCAGCUCUCCUCUCCUGAGGGUGUGCAGUCUGGUGCUGUUUGUUGCUCUGACGGUGGUCACCAUUGCUCUAAUGUAUUUCAUCAGGAAAAAGAAACCUCAGUACCAGAGCCAGCUGCAGAUGAUUCAGAUGGUUGGACCCAAUGACAAUGAUUACAUCUACAUCAGCUUCAAAGAUUUUGAAUACGACCAAAAGUGGGAAUUCUCUAGGGACAACUUGGAACUAGGGAAGGAGCUGGGCUCAGGGGCGUUUGGCAUGGUGGUUCAGGCUACGGCCUAUGGUUUAAGCAAGCCAGAUGUCUCUCUUCAGGUUGCGGUCAAAAUGCUGAAAGAGAAGCACCAGCUAGUGGAGAAGGAAGCUCUGAUGUCUGAGCUGAAGAUGCUGACUCACAUUGGUCACCACGCCAACAUCGUCAACCUGCUGGGCGCUUGCACCAACUCGGGACCCAUCUAUCUGAUCUUCCAGUACUGCUGUCAUGGAGACUUGUUGAACUACAUGAAGACCAACAGGGAUCGCUACCACAAGUCUCUGACAGAGGCCUUCACCAGCGACCGCUUUAGGUCCCUUUAUCACAAUCUCCAGGACAAGAGGAGCUCCAGUGACUUUACCGGGGGGCAGGAGGCCACUGCCCUCCUCAACCUCAACUCAGAGGGGAUCUGUGAGAACUCCGUGGAGACCCAGGAGGAGGGGCAGGCCCUGACCUACAGCCACUUGCUGAGCUUCGCUUAUCAGGUGGCCCAGGGCAUGGACUUCCUGUCCUCUAAGAAUUGCAUCCAUCGUGACCUGGCUGCUCGGAAUGUGUUGGUGACCCAGGGACGACUGGUGAAGAUUGGGGACUUUGGACUGGCCAGGGACAUCGAAAAUGACUCCAAUUACGUUGUGAGGGGAAAUGUCCGUCUGCCGGUGAAGUGGAUGGCUCCUGAGAGUAUCUUCCAGGGCAUGUACACCGUGCAGAGUGAUGUCUGGGCCUAUGGAAUCCUGCUGUGGGAGAUCUUCUCUCUGGGAGUGACUCCAUACCCCGGUGUGAAGGUGGAUAAAAACUUCUAUGUGAUGAUUGAGAGAGGGUUCAAGAUGGAGCAGCCGUACUAUGCCAGUGAUUCUGUGUACAGAAUGAUGUGUAAGUGCUGGGCCCUUGAACCCCGUGAGCGGCCGGUCUUCUCCAAGCUAGUGGCCUUCAUGGACGACCAGAUGACUGACAUGGAAGAGAAUCUAUACCAAAAUAUCUUAGACAAGAACUCCCAAGACUCACUCUCCCAGAAUGCAUCAGUAAAACUUUCAGCCUUGGACAAAGAGAAGGAGGAUCCACAGGAGCUGAACCUGUACUGCAAGACACCCUCUGACCCAGACAACAUGACCUUUGAAGAUCAACAGUUCAAACCAGCCAGUGCAGGUCUGAAAUGAUGGCUUGGUUGAUCUUGUGAGAGUGCCUGUCAGUAAAAACAUUGAGGAGUAAUUUAAGCAAUAACUUAUGUCAACAAAUGUAGAACAUACUUUUAUAUAACCUAUUUUGAGUGUUGUUGUGGAUCAAUGAUGCACUGAUAACCUGAUGUAAUUUUUGUCUGUUUAUAAGAUCAGUUCAGCAUGUCAGCUUUUUAUAGUCGUAUAAGUGACCUAAUUAAUCGGUUAAGUUGUACAAUGAGGAUAUUUUCAAUUAUACUUGAUGAUUUUGUUGUAUUGGCUACCUAGUUACUUUUGGGGCUAUCAAAUGUAAUAACUUCUACUUUUGCCUGAAAUAUAAAGUUUCAUGAAGUUAUGUACAGAAAUGUUUCUACACUUUUUCUACAUUUCCAAUGUCUUUUUAGAAUUUUAAGUGCCUGUUUUUAUUGUCUUAAAAUAAAAGGA